CGGCCCGGACCUGUGUACGGAAACCAGCGGCCGCCAUCUCUGGAAACUACAAGUCAGCUGCCGAUUGGCUGUUCAUCAUAGCUUCAUGGCUAACGUCGCCAGGAGUCUUUAGAGAACACUUCACUUGUCGGCGAACUGUUGAAAGAAUCUGAAACUGUGCGUCAGCGACUGGCUGAAAGAUGAAGCUUGUGCUUGUGGUCGACGCUCUUUGUGUGUUUUGUUUAGUGCUGCUGAGCCAAGUGACAGCGAAGAACUCUGAAGACAUCCGCUGUAAAUGUAUCUGUCCGCCAUACAGAGACAUCGAAGGGCAGAUUUACAAACAAAAUGUCUCUCUUAAAGACUGUAACUGUCUCCACGUAGUUGAACCGAUGCCGGUGGAUGGAAAAGAUGUGGAGGCGUACUGUCUACGCUGUGAGUGUAAAUAUGAGGAGAGGAGCUCGGGGACCAUCAAGGUUACCAUCAUAAUUUACCUCUCCAUUUUGGGCCUGCUGCUGCUCUACAUGGUCUACCUGACUCUCCUGGAGCCCAUGUUGAAGAGACGUCUGUUUGGACACUCGCAGCUCAUCCAAAGCGACGAUGACGUUGGGGACCAGCAGCCUUUUGCCAACGCUCACAACGUCCUGUCCCGCUCACACUCCCGGCCCAACAUGCUGAACAAAGUGGAGCACGCCCAGCAGCGCUGGAGGAGGCAGGUCCAGGAACAGAGGAAGUCUGUCUUUGAUCGCCAUGUUGUUCUCAGCUAAAACACCCCGCAGGUGCCUGGUGGGGCAACAAACAAAACAAACACAAAACAAAACAAAACAGAAAAAAACACUGUGACUGAUCCUUCAGAUUUUAUCACUUCUUUCCUCUCAUUUGUGGUUCAAAUCUCAUCACAUGUGGUGCAUCUGAGGUGAUCGUGGAGGAGAAACGUGGACAUUUAGAGCCGAAGUUUCUGGCUGAAGCACAAUCAAAGCUGGAAACUGGCAUUUAGUCUGCAGGCAGCACAAGAUAUUACAGUGAAUUCAUUUUUGCACAACUUUGAAUAAAACGGAAAAAGAAUGAAGAAAAAGUAGAAUUUACCCUUUUGACCAAUAAAUGUGAGUCCCCUAUAGAUCUCAAAGUGGACCGCAGAGUAAAUGUUUGACGCCGCUCGUCAUAGCUUUACCACAGGAGCGGUUUGCUGCACUGACGGUGUGUCAGCGCUGAGCUGGACGGUGUUUCCCCCCCCUCGGUAUGAACGUGACGGAACUACUGCGCUCCUCCCUAUGAAACACUCAUCGCUCAGCCUUCUUUUGAAAGUGCAUGUUUUA
Molecule: messenger RNA, 1292 nt
Organism: Salarias fasciatus (jewelled blenny)
Lineage: Eukaryota; Metazoa; Chordata; Actinopteri; Blenniiformes; Blenniidae
Gene: tmem9b
Product: TMEM9 domain family, member B
Exons: 5
Coding region: 180-743 (187 amino acids)
Biological process (GO): positive regulation of canonical NF-kappaB signal transduction
Cellular component (GO): lysosomal membrane
Source: RefSeq, a predicted model, not a curated record